Molecule: messenger RNA, 1364 nt
Organism: Neomonachus schauinslandi (Hawaiian monk seal)
Lineage: Eukaryota; Metazoa; Chordata; Mammalia; Carnivora; Phocidae
Gene: ZDHHC23
Product: zinc finger DHHC-type palmitoyltransferase 23
Exons: 4
Coding region: 75-1364 (429 amino acids)
Biological process (GO): peptidyl-L-cysteine S-palmitoylation; protein targeting to membrane
Cellular component (GO): Golgi apparatus; endoplasmic reticulum
Molecular function (GO): protein-cysteine S-palmitoyltransferase activity
Source: RefSeq, a predicted model, not a curated record
GUUUUCACCUUUACCUACUGAGUGCUUCCUACACCUCGUGGUGACAGGUGGAAAUCGUGACACAGAAGGGCAGUAUGAAGCCAGUGAAGAAGAACAAAGCGGAAGAACCUGAAUUGGAGCCCCUGUGCUGCUGCGAGUACAUCGAUCGAAAUGGGGAAAAGAACCACGUGGCCGCUUGUUUGUGUGAUUGCCAGGAUCUCGAUGAAGGGUGUGAUAGAUGGAUGACAUGUAAAUCCAUGCAGCCAGAGACUUGCGAAAGAAUCAUGGAUACUAUUUCUGAUCGCCUCCGAAUUCCUUGGCUUAGGGGAGCCAAAAAAGUUAACAUUAGCAUCGUCCCCCCGCUCAUCCUCCUGCCCGUCUUCCUCCGCGUGGCUUCCUGGCACUUCCUCCUGGGGGGGCUGGUUUUGAGCUCCCUUCCCGGGCUGCUGCUCUGGUACUACUACCUCACCCACAGGAGGAAAGGACACACUCUGUUUUUCCUGAGCCUCGGACUCUUCUCUCUGGGCUACAUGUACUAUGUGUUCCUGCAGGAAGUGGUCCCCAGAGGGCGCGUGGGGCCCACUCAGCUGGCUCUCCUUACCUGCGGGUUAUUUCUGAUACUCUUAGCCCUGUACAGAGCCAAGAAGAAUCCAGGCUACCUCAGAAAUCCAGCAAGCAAGGACAAAUCUGUCAGCAGUAGCCAAGUUGAAGGCCUGAGCAGAGACGGGCUGGAGAAGACCAGAGGGCUCCCCGGCGCGGGAUCGUCGGGCAGUCUAAGCAACCGCACCCCGAAGGACGAUCUUAAGGGCUCUUGCAGGGUGUUGGCCGGAAGCCCUGCCAAGGCGAAGGAGGACUGGUGUGCCAAGUGUGAGCUGGUGCGGCCGGCCCGGGCGUGGCAUUGCCGGCUCUGCGGCGUCUGCGUCCGGAGAAUGGAUCAUCACUGUGUCUGGAUAAAUAGCUGUGUUGGAGAAUCAAAUCAUCAAGCAUUUAUACUUGCCCUUUCGAUCUUCUUGCUCACCUCGGUGUACGGGAUAACAUUGACUUUGGACACCAUUUGUAGAGAUAGAAGUGUCUUCACAGCUCUCUUCUAUUGUCCUGGAGUUUAUGCAGAUUACAGCUCCGCCCUGUCCUUCACCUGCGUGUGGUACUCCGUGAUCAUCACGGCGGGCAUGGCGUACAUCUUCCUCAUCCAGCUGAUCAACAUCAGUUACAACGUCACCGAGCGGGAAGUCCAGCAGGCCCUGCGUCAGAAGACGGGGCGCCGGCUCCUUUGCGGGCUCAUCGUGGACACGGGUCAGUACAACCGGGGCUUCCUGCGGAACUGGCACCAGUUCUCCACCCUGGGCACCGCCCCCUGCCACCACCCCGCCGAGGACAUUGUCUGA